Molecule: messenger RNA, 15459 nt
Organism: Papilio polytes (common Mormon)
Lineage: Eukaryota; Metazoa; Arthropoda; Insecta; Lepidoptera; Papilionidae
Gene: spen
Product: protein split ends-like
Exons: 20
Coding region: 283-12531 (4082 amino acids)
Molecular function (GO): RNA binding
Source: RefSeq, a predicted model, not a curated record
UGGCCUCACUGUCAAUUCGAGAGCUGCGAAGAGUACGCUCGCGUCUAUUACGUAGUGUGUUUGUAGUGAAGUGUGUUUUGUGAAGAAUUUUCGAAUGUCGUGAAGUGAAACAGAGUGUUGUUUUUCCUCAAAAAGUGCAUAUCGUGUGAUUGGCGUUAUGUUUAUUGUAUAAUUUCAUAGUGUUUAAAUCAAAAUGUGUAUAGCACCGUGGUGUGCAAAAUUGAUUUUUGCCACGUAGUGACGCGAACGGGUAAUGAUUCCUAAUGUGGAGUUCGGAGCAAGAUGGUUAGAGAGACUCGGCACCUGUGGGUUGGAAAUUUACCCGAUAACAUACGUGAAGAUCGAAUAAGAGAGCACUUUAAACGCUAUGGCCGAGUCCAAAAUGUCAAGUUAUUGGGUAGAAUGGAAAACGCGACCGCAGGUGCAAACGGAACGACUAUUUCCGGUUUUUGCGCCACAGUUGCUUUCAUGGACAUUAAGUCUGCUUCGAAGGCGCACAACGCGGAGCACAUACUGGACGAGAGGACUCUUACAACAGAGUAUUACGAGCCCGCAGCGAUACCAUCGGCCGCGGGUGCGCCCUCGGCGGGCUCCUCCCCUGCCGGCUCCGGCUACUCAGGCUCCUCGUCCUCCGUGAACUCGGCGCCUGCGCCCGCUGCCAUCGCACGCUUCCAUUUAUCAGGAGAAGAGAGCGCGGGCAAUGCGUGUGCCAUGGCCGCGUCCGCAGCGGCCCCGGCCACGUGGCGAGGCACCAACGACAGUGCUUCCGAGUUCUGUCGCCGCGGCACCACGCCUACUACCUAUGGCCGCUACCAGCGGCAUAACGCGGCGGCCUCGUACGCCACACCACCCUCCAAUGUCGAAAGAACGACUCCACAUCAUCGUUGGUACGCGAGUGGAGAUCGGGCCACGAGCGGCGGCGCAGCGGGCGUGGGUGGUGCAGUCGGAGGCGCGGGCGGCGGCGAGAGCACGCCGAGCACGCCGGGCGGCGGCACGGAGGGCGGCCGGCGGCGGCGGCGGUCCGGCUCGGGUUCGUCCCGUUCCGACACUAGCUCGCCGGAGCCCAGCGACACGUCUCGCGCCUCCACGCCCGCCGCGCCGCCGCCCGACCGCCGCCUGGGCCCGAGACGUACGCCGCCCAACCAUCUGCACGAGUGGGCGUCGAUAGCGAACGGGCGUCCGCUUGGGAUCUGCGUGCGCAACCUGCCGACGCGGUCCACCGACAGCUCGCUCAAAGACGGCCUCUACCACGAGUACAAGAAGCACGGCAAGGUGGUCUGGGUGAAGGUGGUGGGUCAGAAUGCGGACCGGUACGCAGUGGUGCGGUUCAAGAAGCCGUCCGACGUGGACAAGGCGCUCGAGGUGUCGCAGGACAAAUUGUUUUUCGGCUGUAAGAUAUCCGUGGCGCCGCACCAGGACUGCGACGAGGACUCCGAAUCUGCCAAACCUUACGAGACUGAUAUUGAUGAAUACCAUCCCAAGGCCACCAGGACUUUGUUCAUUGGUAACUUGGAAAAAGACGUAACACAACAACAGUUGAGAGAUAAAUUCAAGCACUACGGGCGGAUAAUUGAAAUCGACAUAAAGAAAGGAAGCGGCGGGGGCGCGGGCUAUGCCUUCUGCCAGUACCAGUCGAUAUCCAGCGUCGUGGAGGCGAUACGCGCCAUGGACGGCGAGUACGUAGGCGGUUCGCGCGUCAAGCUCGGCUUCGGCAAGCCCGUCGCCACCACCUGCGUGUGGGUCGACGGCCUCACGGAGCACACCGAGAAACAGGUGCUGAGCGCGGUGUCGCGCUGCGGCGCGGCGACGUCGGUGUGCGUGGACCGCGCGGCGGGCGCAGCGCUGGUGCACUUCGAGCAGGCGGCGGCGGCGGGCGCGGCGGUGCGCGAGCUGCGCCGCGUGGCCGCGCUCGCCUCCGCCGCCGAGCCCGACCACCCGCGCCUCGCCGUCGACUACGCCUCGCGCGAGUGUCAGGAGGCUUUCUAUGAACAACUGGAGAAACAUGGUGGUUCGGCGACCAUGCCUGGGUCUGAAAGAUUGACGGGUGAUCUCAGCACGCGCUUCCUACCCUCUACUAGGCAUGACCAGCUCAGGUACGAUGGUGCCAGAACGCGGACUCCGAGUUUUAGUCGCGCCACUUCACGGACUCCCCGCUAUCCAACGCAUGAACAUUACGACCCUGCGGAGUAUGCGGCCGAUAGGCGGUACAGGGUGUAUGAAGAGCUUGGGUCGAGUCCACAGACUGAUGAGACGCCAUACGAAGAUCGCUUGCAGUCAGUGGUAGUUUCACCUCAUCGGACACACAGACAUCGGCGAGACUCGAGUCCCGAGGACAGGAAACAUUCAAAGGAGCGACAUAGAAGUGUCGGCGGGAGCUCCCGGCGGUCGCGGUCAGGGUCGCGCGGCGGGUCGGCGCAUGGGUCCCGGAGGCGGCACCGCCGGAGAAGAGACGGCUCGGAGUCGCGGGGCUCGCGCGCCGGCACCCCGCUGCGCGACGAGCCCGAUGCGCCGCCCGCCGAGCCACGCCGCCCGCCGCGGGAGCGCCCGCCGUUGCCCAUGAGCUUACCGCUGCCCAAGUUUGCGGCGCAGCUGCUGCGGGCGGCGCCGCCCGCCCCGCGCCCGCCGCAAGCCUCCGCACCCGACUCGCCGCCGCGCCCGCCCUCCGCCUCCUCCUCCAGUACCGGCUCCGCACCCCACUCGCCCUCCCUGGAGGAGCGUAUUCGAAGUCUCGACGAGAAGUACGAAAAAUGGAGUGGCUCACGAGCGCUUGCAGAUGCUCCCGAUCGCGCUCGACUUCGUCAUCGACUACUCGAAGUCGAUAUAAAUGAAGUUAAGCCAUCGGAGGUUGUGCGAUCCCUGCUUGCUAAGCGAUCGGUGUUCGAUGAAGACUCGGAGCGAUUGGAAGGGGCGACGCGACCCCCGAGCCCGGACGGGAGUCCUCAUGGACGUCCAUCUCCUUGUCCUUCUCGGGCUCUUCGAUAUCCUUUUCCGACCCAUCCUUCACACCCGCCUCCUGUACCACCGGUGACAUCAUGUGGUUCGACAUCUUGUUCCGUCCCUUUAGCGUUGUCUAAUAAUGCACCCCCUUCGCCACUGUGUCCACCGCCACCUGAAUGCGACAUAGAGCCUUCAGACAGGCCGGCGGAUCCCCGCCUUAAUAGACCGGAAAGACCUUUCAAAUUAGAAAAACUUGGAAAAUUUAAUGAGAGUGAUUAUAGAGCCGAUUCACGAGUCCGCUUAAGAACACCUUCUGUUGACAAACUACAGAACGAAUUAACAGAGCCCAAAACCUCACCUGGGUCUGACAAAGAUAGAGUAGAGCCUGAUAAAGAAUGCAAACGAGAAACUGAAAGCAGAAAACGAGAUUUAUGUCUCCUUGGACGAGAGCAGCAUUCGAAGCCACUUACUAAGGAUGUGUUUAAAGACUGUUUUGAUAAGAUCGACUCUGUUAUUCAAAAUAGAGAACGUUUGCCAAACCACGAUAUGGACGAUGGAUUAAAAAAGAUCGAGGACAACUAUCCAUCUAUACUUAGUUCUAUUAAAACCGAAAAAAACACCAAUCAUAUUGAACUUUCUUCUGUAAAUGAUAGUAACACUAAUUGCAACCAUAUUGAAUCUGAAGGAAAACAAGAUAACGAAGAUUUGUUAAUAUUGGACGCAUUGUCUAGCAAACAGAACUCCGAAGAAGACUUGUUUUUUAAACGUGGACAUCAUAUAAAGUUAGAAACACCUAAAGAUAAUACGACAGGAAAAUUUGACUGUGAAAAUAAAUUAGAUAAUUGUUCUCAGUUAUUGAACACUUUUGAUAAGAGGAAUAUUGUAGGAAAAGAACCUCAAUUAUCAAAUCACUUAAAUGUAGUAAAUUAUGUGGAAACUAAUAAUAAAAAUGACACACACUUUGAGUUUAAAAAUAAUGAAAACAACAAAGAAAAAUCAAUUUCAAAUUUGUUUGAUUGUUUCAGUAAUCAACUAUUACAAAAAGAGAAUGAAGAAUUGGCCCAUUCGGAACCUAGACUUGAUGUUACAUCAAAUACGCUGGAUAAAAAGUUUGUUGAAUCGAAAACUGUUGAAGAUACUAUUCGAAGCGAUCACGAAAAGCUAAAACAUUGCAAAGAGCGCACAGAAAAGGACAAGCAUGAUUUAGAUAAAGAAAAGUUAAGGAAGAGCAAUAAAGUGGAAAUGCAUGAUAAAGAUAAAAAAAUAAAAGAGGAAUCAAGCAAGCAUAAAACACAUUCUGAAAGGUUGGAUAAAUCAAAAUCGGAAAAAGAUACCCCAGAAAGAUAUGAGAAAGAUAGUGAAAGGACUAAGCAUAUUGAUGAGAAGUUACGUCAAGAAAAUCAUAAAAAAGACAAAGCAGAUAGGGAUAAGAAAAAGGAAAUCAUCGAAAAUGAGGUCGGUAAAUCAAAAAGGGAAGACAAAUAUAAGUCAGAACGAGUGAAAAAAGACAAUUUGGACAAUAAACGGGAUCAUGCUAAAAAGGAACAUGACUCAAAAAGUAGUAAAUCUAGGGACAAUAGUUCAAGAGAUCUAUGUCGUAAGGAUUCUACUGACUCGUCUACUUCAAGGGCGUCUCAUGACUCCUUGAAAACAAAAGAUUUAGAUAACGAGAUAAGAGAAGAAUCUAAGACGAAAGCUAAAAUAUGUACCGAUCAUGCAGCAAAAUACAAUUUAGAAAAAGACUCAAUGCAAAAAUGUAAUGAUUCCAAAAUUGACAGUAAACAAAAAGUGUUAAAGCAUGAUACAAAAGAGGAUAAGCUUUGUUUGGAUGGCAAUUUUAAAAACAAAAUUGAAAAUAUUUCUGAACAUAUUACUAAAAGCAAGACUGAUCUAAGUGAAAAACAAAGACAUUACUCUCUGGACUCCCCUGUUGUUGACUGUAAACGCAAAGAACGUCUAAAUUCUUGUUCAAGUUUACCCCCAAACAUAGGCAAUAAAAGGCGAUUAUCUUCGCAGGAUAGCCUUGAUUGCCUUGAAGAUAUUAAAAAGUGUAAGAGUGACAUAAAGAGUCUCGAAAGGAGAGACUCUAAAGAUCGCGGAUCUGAGAGACAUAAAACGACAAAAUUCAAUAAAGGACAUUUUGCAAAAUUAAUAGAAAGCAAAACCAAAGAUGAUAAAAAAAAUCUAGUUAAGCCACCGGAUGAGGGUUUUGUGGAUAUCAAGGAUAACGAAAUUAAGGAAACAUCAGACAAAGUAAAACAUUUUAAGAAAAGUCCUAAACCACACGACUUUGACAAAUCAAAUGAUAGUUCUGUUAUACAUUCUGACGCUUUACAAAAUAAUUUUGAUUUUUUAGCUACUUUGGAAUUAAGAUCAAGUGAAGAAGAUGAGAAACAAAAAGCUCUCAGAAAAGAAAUGAAAGAAAAAAAACGUAUACAACAGCUACAGCAAAUACAGGAACUGCAAAUGCAACAAGAUGCGUUGCAGCAAGCUGAAAUAUUAAAUAAACUUAAAGAAGAUAAAAAACAAAAAAGUGAUGAAAAGAAAAAAGAACUAGUGAGAGAUAAACGCAUGUCUACUGAUCGCAAGAGUAAAGACGAGAAAACCGAACACAAGCGGAAGCAUCGCAAACCAAUCCACAGCACAGACAGUUCUGAUUCUGACGAACCUAAAAAGCAUUCUAUUUUUGACAUUGUUGACGAUGGACCCACCUACAUAUCAAUGUACGAUAAAGUAAAAGCUCGUUCCUGCAAAAAUAUGCAAAAACAAGAAGAAGAAAAACGCCAAGAGAAAAUUAAAGCUAAAUUUAGUCAAUUAAAACGAAGUAGAGCAAAACGGGAAGAAAAGAAAAGAUCCAGUUGGGAUGAAGACAGUGAUUCUGAACAUGAUAGAAGAAAGUCUUUUAAAAACUCAAUGGAUAGUUCUUCAGAAGAUGAACAAACCGUUCAUCAUAACAAGAAACGCGAAAAGUCUCUAACUUGCUCAGACUACGAUCAUGUUAAAGGCAUUGAUUAUUUCAAUGGCCCAACAACUGAAGACGAAUGUCGCAAUAAGCUUUCUCGAAAAAAUUCUCGAACUCGCAUCAUGUCUGAUACUUCGGAUGAUGACAGUUCAAGAAGAAAUUUUACUAGAAGUCCACAUUAUGCUCCAAAAAUAAAGAAAGAAGUCCUUUCUGAUCCUGAGUCUCUUCACAGUAAUAAAGAUACAAAUAACCCUCUAAAGGAAUUGAACGAUGACAAGAUAAAGAAAACGUCCCUAAUAAAUCUUUUUGGGAAAUCUGAUUCAGAUGAUCACAAAGUAAAAUCCCAAGAGAUCGAUGAUAUAGAUUAUAAGGUUCAUAAUUUGAAAACAAUUUCUAAUGAUUUUUCGUCUGAAUCUGAGUCAAUUACUUCUAACCGAAAUAUAUCAGAGAAUCGGAAAAAGCAUAAGAAGAAGCAAAAGAGGCAUAAAUCGUCAUUUUCGGAUGACGAAGUAAAACCGGAGAGUAAUAAUGAAUUAGAUUCCGACGUCAAGUACAAAAAUUCAGAAAAAGUAAGGCGCCAUACUGCUAAAAAAGACAAACGCAGGGACAAGAUCCGCGAAAGCGUAGAUACUGACGAAGCUCAAAUAAAGGAUGAAAAAUCAAAACACAAAAAGGAUAAAAAGUCACCAAAUAGCUCGUUUGAAUUACUUCAUGAAUUAUGUCCCAAUGCUAAAAAAGAGGGAAAAAUGGAGGAUAUUUUUGGACCUUUAUCCGAUGAGUCCGAUAAAGAAUGUCGUAGUCGUAAAUCAUCUGGAAACAAAUUGGAAUAUGCAACACAAGAUUUAGAAUCUAUGAAUGCCCAAUGUGACAAAUCAAAUUCUUUAAUAAACACAGACGAAUAUAAAAUACUGGAUAAAGAGGAUAACAAACGAAGGAAGGACAAGAGGCGAAAAGAUAGAAAAUUCUUGAAUAAAGAUGACGAUAAUAGUUUGGACGUAGAUGCUGUCAGUAAAGCUAUUGAAGCUAGGUUAUUCGCGGAUUCACUAAGCAAUGAUGAUAGCCAUGCAAACACAGGCUUAUAUGAAAAUCAAGCUUCACCAGAACAAAGUGAUCACAAGUUUGAUGAAAUUGCACCCAAGAGUGACUAUUCCAAAUCGAACGAAAAACAGUAUGAUAGGUUUAAAAAAGAAUUUAAGGAUAGAGAAAAAAGAAAAAAGAGAAAGAGGAAUAAAGAAGACCGACAAAAUCGCCGCGAACAUCACCACUUUCAUCAUCAUGAUAAAAGUAAGUCGGAAGACCUAGUGCCUCCGGUACACUCUGAGGAAAUGCCUAAAACAUUACUUAAAGACAUACCUUUACCUGCUGAGAUACAGAAAGUUGAAUCCUCCGAUAAUUCAGAAGAUUCCAGGUUGGCACUAGAAUCUCAGAGUUUGCCUAGAUUAACUGAUACACCUCCUAUGUUGGUACUAGAAGAUGGGAUAAAACAUGAAUGUGACUCUAAUAAGAUUAUGAUUGUUGAAACAGAGAAUGAUAUUCAGCAUAUAAAAACUAUUGAAAUUAAAGAAAUUCCGAUGCCGCCCCCAUACAAUAACACAAUUGAAAAUAUUAGUGAAGUUCCAUUGCCUAAAGAUCCGCCUAAUAUUGAACACAAAAUAGAUAAUUUUAUUAAUGUUAUUGAAAUUGACGAUAAUGAAACUGCAGUCCGUAGUAUUUCAAAUUUAGAAAAGGAAACUGAAAAACCUGUUGAAAAAGUUGAUCCACAUUCCUGCAAAGUUGAUAAGAAACUAGAAGAGAAGCCUAGAGCUAUAAUUUCUCAGGAAGAAACAGAGGAUGCCGUCGCCGCGUUGUUAGGUGAAAGUUUCGGUGGCAAAGAAGAUUCUUUCAACACUUGUUACGAAAAAGUCGAAAAUAGUAGUGUCCGCGAAAUUGAAAUCGAGAAUACAACUAUAGAAAAUGACAAUAUUCCUGAAGAAGACGCAGAAGAAAUGCGACAAGCUGUGCAAAACCUUAACGCAAGCGAAAUGGAAAUAAAGCCCGACACUCCCGUUUCUGAUAACGACUUAUUGUUAAUUGAUACAGACACAGAAGAGGCAGAAGAUACUAGCCAAGAUGCGAUUGAAAGAUUACCUGUUAAUAUAAUCGCUACUAAUCAAUCUCUGAACAACAAUACUAAAGUUAGUACUUCUAAAGUAGAAGAAGUUCCUAUUGCUGUCAUAUCAAAACCAAAGACAACUGUUGUCUCUUGUAAUAAUUCUGAAACAGAUGAAACUAAAUGUAGAGAAUCUAAUGUCACUUGUUCGUUACCCAAAAGAGACACGACUGUGGAUCAGCCUACAUCCACUGCAACACCAGUGAUUACCUCGUGGACAUUAUCUAAUAAGAAAUUGUUGGAACCACAGUUAUUAAAUAUAUCGUCUAGUCCAGCACUGUGCAGAGAUACAAAUGACAAAAAACCCACGCAUGUAGCUGCCAAUAUUGUUCAAAUAAAGACGUCAACGAAUCAAGUUAAUAACCAAACCAAACCAGUCCUCAGUGCAACAAGAGUCAGUGCACCAUAUCAAGUUAUUAAUCACAUGAUCCGUCCGCAGAUGGCGAAUAUGCAACCUCCUACAAUCAAAAUACCAGAGUCUCAUAUUCUAUAUCAAAAACAACAAGGCAUUGUGAUUUCCCCCAGGGCAAAUAGUGAUCCGCGAUUGACAAGUCCGAAAGCUAGCCCUCAAGGAGAUAAUGUGACGUCUCCAAGAUUAUCAAGUGUGGCCAUUCUGAGUCCAUCACCGCCAAAUUUAAAUACUGUUGGCAUAAAAUCGUCAAAUACUCUUCCUCAACGAUCUCCAAGUCAAGUUACUGUUGUGCGAAUGCAGCAACCGCCUUUAAGUCCAAUCCAAACGAUGCACAUACCUGUUGGUGCGAGAACAAUGGUAUCACCUAGUCGGCCAAAUUCAGUUUUAGUUCAAACCCAAGGUGCUCCUAUACAUUUAAAUCGCUUACCAGUUGCUCCAGUGAUGACCCCUAUUUCAAAACAAGUUUGUGCAACCAACUUGGUACACCAAAAUAAAACCAGCAACGUGAAUAGUUCGUCUGUAUCGAAUCAACCUUCGAUUUUACCACCAGAAUGUAGAAAAAAUGAUAGAAAUGUUCCGGAAAACAUUGCUGAAAAUACAAAAAUAAUUCUAUCCCCAACACGAAUACAACCAAAUGCUACAGUUUUGACACAGAAUCGUUUUAUUUCUAUGCCAAAUGCUAUACAUUCUGGAAAUAUAAAUCCAACCUUGCAAAUGCCCAAUAAAAUAGUGAUUAAUAAAAGUUCAAUGUUUGAUAAGCAGGAAAGUCAAAGUCUAAAUUCUGAGCAUAGUCACAUCAGUUUUAACAACAAACCUAUAAUUCAUGUGGCAAAUGUUAGUCACUCAGGAGCGUCUAUAAUUCAGAGUGGAUCAAAACCAGUAAUGUGUACAAUUCAAGAAGCAAGCCCUAUUAAUAGAGGACAGGGAUCUAACGUUAUACACACUUUCAAUUCUCAAAGAAUGUUAACAUCUUUAAAUAAUGUGAUACAAUUGGAUUCAAAUAAAAUUCCAGCAUCUGUUUUAUCUGUUGCUAAUAUCAGACCAUCGACGGUUCUUACUAAAACAGACAGUAAAAACUGUAUAGCUGCUACAACGCCUAGUCUUACAAACGUUGUUAUGACGCCAUUAAUAUUAACGACCACUACAGGUGCGAAAACACCCAUUAGAAUUAAUCUGAAAAAUGAUACGGAUCACGUGGAAACCAAUUUUGGAAUGCCAUUAAAAAAUAAUGUAACACAUGACAAAGAAAAUGUUAUAACUGGACAAAAAGAUUUUGUUUUCUCGAAUCAGAGUGGUUGCGACAAGGACCUAAACAAGCAUGCAACCACUACGGUCGAAGAUGAAGGUGGCAAUAAAUGUGAAACAGAUUUCGAGGAAUUACUAAAAGAUAACACAAAUGAAAUCAAAGUUACAAACGAUCCCGAAAAGAAACUUGAAAUCAAUGUCGGAAAAACAGUUACAUUAAUUACACAUUGCAGGGAAAGAAAAAACAGUGACAACAUAUCGGAGAAAGAAGAGAGCACUAAAGUUCCUAUGUUAAACGAAUGUAAUGAAAAUGGUGUUCCAGUGAACAACAAAAACGAUUCAAUGAGUAGCCAAAACGAUAGUACAGAUAUAUUGAACACGGCUAAAGAUCCUUUAAUUAAAAAAAGCGAAGACUCUGUUUCAAGUGAAAACGUAGAAAAAAGUGAGACAAAUAUUAAUUUUAUGGCAAGUAGCAUGAAAUCGGAACCUGAAAAAGUCAUCCAAAAAGAAACUAUCAAAUUGAAUAAAGAAAAUACUUUUGGUUACUCGAAUAUGUUAUCAACUGGAAAUGAAAUUAUUAGUAAAACUAAAAGUCUAGACGAAAACGAUUAUUGGUCAGCAAAGGAUAUUAAUAUAGAAUCGGUAAUUAAAAAAGUUGAUUCAUUGUGUAACGAUAACAUUGAAUUAAAUGAGAAAAGAAAUGAUUUUAAAACAAAUACAACUGAAGUGAUUACUUCAAUUGUAACUUAUCCCGUUAUUCCUACCAAUUGUGACGAGCCAAUGAAACAGCUCGAUACACAGAAUGAUAAUGUAAUUAUUAGUCCACUUGAAGAUCUGAUUGUUGAAAAACAAAUUACACCAACCAGUAAAAGAGGGGGUCGAGGUGCUAGAGGUAAAAGAGGUGAACGAAAGCAAGAUAGAGUACAGACACGGCAAAUUACGAAACCCGCUCGAGGCACUGGCACAGGUAAACGCGGUCGAGGUCGAGCUAAAGUUGAUAAAAAAAUUAAAAGCUUAGUGAAUAGUUCUGCGAAUAAUAUGCCCGGAGACGUCUAUGACUUUCACGAAGAUUCUGGUGAUGAAACGGCUACUUCACCAAACAAAAACGAAACAAGACCGAGGCUAAUUCUCACAAUCAAAAGUCCUUUAUCUGGAAACUCUAAUGUUAUCGCUUCAUCGACCCUCAGCAUUGCGACUAAAGAUCAGGAAGAUCGAAUUAAGAAUAGCGAUAAAAGUAACAAAGAAGAAAAAACUGAAAAUUUUGCAUCUCCCUCGCCUAAUACUAGAAAAUCAAGAAGGUUGCAAGAAAAAGAUGUUCAACGUAUCAAUGUAUUCGAUGUAAUAGAUGAUCCAAUUAAAGGUCUUUUGCAGACCAAAACUAAGGAAAGUCCUAAAAGGCGGCAAACUAGGCAAGCACUUCCCAAAGCCGAUAAGGUGCAAAACGCGGACACGAGGAAAUCUCCAAGAGGUGUUAAAAGAACCAGGGAUAGAAGCUUGUCAGAUGCAUCUGUAGACAGUUGUGACGAGAAAUUGAAAAAAGAAGAAGUUAUCAGAGACACUAAGAUCCAAAAGUUGACUGAGACAACCCUGGUCAACAAGCCCGAAUCAGAACCCGUCCAAGUGAUAAAAACUGCCCCGUCGUUGGUUAUCGCUCAGACGCCGAAUCCGACACCGAUUCCGGCAUCAGCAUCAGCACCAGCACCAGCACCAACACCGGCACCGGCGGCGGGGGCCCAGCAACACCCGCUGCACCCGCACCACCCGCAUCACCCGCACCAACCACAUCACCAGCACCACCAGCACAUCCAGCAACAUCACACCGUGCCAGCAGCUCGAGUCACCAUUACGAGCGUGCCGUCCAUCAGUCCACAGAGCCAAAUGUCUCGUGGCGACGGAAUGUAUCCUCACUUCUCGCACCAACACUAUCAGGUGUAUCAACAACAUUUCCGCGCCACGCAGCACGAAAGUCGAGCUUCACCUUCACCCUAUACCAGAUCGCUGGAGGCGGAGGGCUCGGAGGCGCCCACGCCGCCGCUGGAGCUGCGCCGGCCGCCGUCGGCCCGCGUGCCGCGCCCCUCGCACUCGCCCGCGCACUCGCCCGCGCCCGCAGACCGCCUGCUCAUGUGCGAGCCAAAUUGCCGACCACCUGCCGCGCACGCAGCGCACGCUGCUCAUGGGACGCAUGCAUCGCACGGGACGCACGCGCCGCACGUGGUGCACGGCGGGCACGGCGCACACCUGCCCGCCGCGCACCUGCCCGCCGCGCUGCCGCCGCCCGCCGCGCCCGGCCCGCCGCACGCCUCGCAGGUGCCGCGCGAGGCGGACUCGCUGCAGAUGCUGCUCCGGCGCUACCCAGUGCUGUGGCAGGGGCUGCUGGCGCUGAAGAACGACGCGGCGGCGGUGCAGAUGCACUUCGUGGGCGGCAACCCCGCGGUGGCGGGCGACACCCUCACCGACGGCUGCACCUCGCUGCUGCGCAUCGCGCAGCGCAUGCGCCUCGAGCCCGCGCAGCUCGACCAGGUGCACCGCAAAAUGAAGCUGGAGAGCGAACACUGCAUUCUGCUGGCGCUGCCGUGCGGCCGCGACCACAUGGACGUGCUGCAGCAGUCCAACAACCUCAGCAGCGGCUUCAUCACCUACCUGCAGCGCAAGCAGGCCGCCGGCAUCGUCAACGUGGCGCCGCCGGGACACCACCAGGCCGUGUACACAGUACACAUAUUCCCAUCGUGCGACUUUGCGAAUGAAAAUCUGAAUCGCAUCGCACCCGACCUAAUGCACCGAGUGGCCGACAUCGCCCACCUCCUCAUCGUGAUCGCUACCGUUUGAGGCGAGCGGCCCGUGCACACGCCGACGCCGCGACACGCCCAGACACCCCGCGACACGCCGAGACAUGCCGAGACACGCCGAGAUACGCCGAGACACGCGACACACGCGUGACGCACUCGACGAGCAAGGACUGACACCGAGCGGCGACGCCGCUGCAAACUUUGGAAGAGAACUUGAAUAAGCAUUGUAAAUAUGGCCAGGUUGUGAAAGUUCGUUUAGGUAGUUCCGUUAGGGCAGCGAGGUGGCAGCGAGGUGCGCCGCCCCUCACUGCUAGAUGUAAGGUGUAGCUUUGUAAAAUACUUUUGUUAUGGUCGACUGGGUUCGGCCCUAUUCGGAGUUUAAAAAAUUUAAAGGUACAGUAAAGUCAGUUAAUUAAAAAUAUAUUUAAUUUUGGGUUCCGAUAAGAUGAGUGGCGAUCUAUCGAGCAUUUUUAAUCGUUAGUGUAAAUUGUUAUUUUGUUUUAAGCGCCUAGCUCUAAAGUAAUUUAAAUUUUUGUAAAUACUGAAUCUAUCCAUAACUAAAGUUCGGUUUAUAAUACUUAGAAUCGUUACGGUAGGUAAUGGUAACGAUAACCGGGUCGAAUGAUAACCGUUAAUUUGUAAAAACGAUAGUUAAACGGUAUGUUUAUUUGAUAAGUAAAAUACACGUGGAAAAUAAACUGUGAUUCUGACUUUUUAAAGUAGGCUUGUAGUUAGUUCUAUGGAGUAUGAAUAAGAUGGCGCGCGGGCGGCGUCGGGACCGAGCGCUGCCUCGCGCCGCACGCGCCCCACGCGCCCCACGCGCCCCACGCGCCCCACGCGCCCCACGCGCCCCACGCGCCUCACGCGCAUCACGCGCAUCACGCGCCCCACGCCGUGUCUUUAACCUUACAUCCAAUCGUAUAGAAUACUGUAAAUAAUCAUAAUACAAGCUGUUCGUUCCAUGCUAAGUGAAAUUCCGACGGUGUUUGUUUUUGCACAUGUAACAUUUUUUUGCGUUUGGCUUGGCCGUGCAGGUAUACCUCCGCAUCUAUCGAUCACUACGUCAGCGUCCAUUGUUUCAUUUGCCAAACACUUCUACAGUGACAAUAUUGUAUCGGCUAAUUUUUCAGACCAUAUUACUGCAAAAUGCGAAAUGCAAAAACUGACAAUAUUGUACUUCUCAUAAAGUUUUAACUGUCUGCAUCCGAUGUCUACUAACUAGUUAUACAAUCGCGCGCACGUCCGAGCCACGCCCGGCGCGGGAGAUGGGCUGCGGCAUGCAGGCGGCGGCCCUCUGGAACAACCUUUACUAUAGUUUUUGUCGUCAUUUAUGAAAAUUGUGUACUUUUACAUCAUAGUUUAUUUUUUUAUUAUUAACUUAUGUAACAAGCUUACGUUAAUUGUUCGAAUAUGUCGUAUGUCAUGAGCUGGCGCGGCCGGGCGAGGCCGGGCAGGCGAGGCGAGGCUUGUCGCCGACUGCAGAUGUCGGUUCGCCUAAUAUAGUUGGAAAAUGUGCGGCGCACUUGUCGUGCAUAAAAUAAAGUACAAAGUAUUUAUGUAUUGUAAUUUUAUAUGUACGGUAUAGAAAGUAACAAAACAAGUAACGUUAUGUAUAUUCUUUUUAGGAUUUAAUCUAUAGAUAUAAAAAAAUGAUAUUGUUUGUCAUGUUUCCGUCGCAAACGGUUCUCGACUUAGCUAGGAAGAGCACUAACGAACUCGUCACUUCGUCCAUUACUUUUAACAUAAUUUUAUUACUAAAACUGAUGUGGAUGCCCGAAUGUAAACUCUAUUUAUUAUAAUUUGGGUUCCUUAUAAAGGAUAGCGGUGUAAAUAAAUCGUCACAGAUAGCGGUUCAGUAUUUAGACUGUUGUGGUUAUUACGGAUUAUAGACCGCGUAUAGUGUGAUUGUGCGGUAGCAAAUUGUAUAAAUUAUAUUCAUUACGGUAGUCUCGCAUCGGUGUCGAGUAUGAUUUCGUCAUUUCGUCAAUCCGAAUGAAUCUGUGUGUAGGACCGCCGACAGUCGACAGUCGACAGGCGACAGCCGACAGCCGACAGCCAUAAGCUAUCACUGGUUCCGGUCUUAUACACAUUUAAAUUCGCUUAAUGUUAUACACUGUCUCAAAUGUCAAUUAAUGUUCACAUUUAUAUAUUUUCAUAAAAAAAAAUCUUAUGGCUAUAAUCAAGAAAAAUUGUCACUAAUUCUCUUGUUUAAAAAGAGUUAGCCAUGAAUGCAGAUAAAAGACGAGUUUACCUAAUUAGCAAUAUGAGAAGUAUAAUAUAGUUUUGUUUCAAACCGUUCUCGAAAGUGAAAUUUAGAAUAAUCCACUUCACUGUGUCUUGAUUGUUUUAGUGAAGAGACAGUAAAGUUAUAUUUAAGAUUGGGCAAUGUCAUCCUCUCAAUAACUUGUGUAAUUGUACUCGGGAAUGAGUUAUGGACGGGAUGACUUUAACAGCGGCAAGUUAGGGGAGGCGGCCGAUGCCGGUGUGCGAGUUGAUAGAGUUUAAAUAAUUGUAAAAUUAACAUUUGAUCUCAAGUGUGCAGCAAAAGUGCGGUGAGCGCUAGAGUAGUUGUAUCCACGGAGCAUGUACAGAGAGAGAGAGCCAGUCAGCCCUGGGGUAGUAAAAACAAAUCAGUGGUUAUUGUCAGGAUGUUUUGGAUUUUCUAUCGGCUGUGUGAAUCCAAUAUCCAAAUUCUCUGUAAGUGCUCCGCGGAAAUAUCGCAUCGACCGCAUUCCCGCGCCGCCGCCGCUUUAACUGAAUUUAAUUGUAGCAGAGAAUAAGAAAAUAAAAAUAUUGUGAUCAUAUUUCUACUUUAAGUUUAAAAAGCUAGGACCUAGAUAUAAUUGUAUAUUUUGUACAUAAUGAAAAUAGUAUUGUAUCUUUACUCCCUUAUCCAAAAAGCCCAGACUCCUGCGUGUUAUGUACCUCCUACCUACCAAUACUAUUAAAAAAAAAACAUUACAUAAAA